Molecule: messenger RNA, 1848 nt
Organism: Fusarium coffeatum
Lineage: Eukaryota; Fungi; Ascomycota; Sordariomycetes; Hypocreales; Nectriaceae
Exons: 3
Coding region: 1-1848 (615 amino acids)
Cellular component (GO): cytoplasm; nucleus
Molecular function (GO): GTPase regulator activity
Source: RefSeq, a predicted model, not a curated record
AUGGAUGAGUUCCUCGCAACAGUUGGCGUUCAAGCCAUGAGAUAUGCCAUCCGCUCUGGCAUCGCCUUAACAUCAUCCUACGCCAUCGGUCAAUGUUCGCGAUUGCUCAAGUCGGUCGAGGACAAGGCAGUCCAUGCUGAGCUCAAGUCCUUGCGGAACCUGCUCGACAACAAAAUAAAGAUUAUCUCACCCGCCAUUGACUUGAUUGAGUUCAAGUCAGGACGAGGAAAUAUAUUCCUCGAAUCAGCUGCUCCUCUUGCGAAGUCGCUUCAUAAGGACAUCGUCUCGCUCGGGCGUCGCAUAGAGGCGGCGACUACUGUCGAUUCAAGCAGUAAUCAUAUUCGACUGAAGACAUCGCCGGUCAGUCGUGAUGACUUGCUACUCAUCGCUGCUGGGAUAAAGGCCCUACUAGAGCGAAUAGAUCGCGAGAUUCCGCUCUUGCAGUUGGCCAUUACUGCGUCUGGAGAGAGCCUCUCAACAUCAUUACCCGCCGGCAUCUCACCAUCAAGACUACUACAAGCUAGCACUCUGCUCACCGUUGGUGACACACAGUUUGCUCAAGAUCCAACAAGACCAGUGCAGAUUGGACCAGCUUUCACCCUUUCGCUAUACAUGUUGUUCCUUGGCCACGCCUCUACCUUGAUGCCACACGGUGCACCUGAAGUUACAGAUACCACAGUCAUCGCCAACAAUCACUCCUCGAACUCGUCUAGCGCCGGUACAAGCUACGGCUUGGGGGAAGGGGAACGGAAGCCACUAUGGCAAGAGGUACUGCACAAGGCACGUGUACGCAUCUGCAGAACUCGCAAAGAUUUUCACUUCGAUAGUCAAAGAGGCUAUUGCGCUGUACCGUUAGAAGAAUAUGCCCUUCCGCCCACUGAAGCGACUGGCGGCGGAGAAUAUGCCUACCACCUGGAGAUUAUUGAAGACCUAGAUGACAGCCGCGUCCAUGACGACGAGCGUGAUAUUCAGUCAUAUGAUGACAUCCCGCACGCAGGCAUCCGCGAGUCGAUACCGGUGCAUCAAUUAUCAAAAAUCUUCUAUACAGACACAGGAAGGAUUUUAAAUAUAGGCUCAGCUACAGACAGCGAGCAAAGGCCAGUCCUUCUCUUGAAGAGGGACACUCAAGCUGGGCUGGACAGAUCAGAGGAUGGUCACAUCAACGGGCUCAUCGAGGAAAUCGACAGAGAAAGCAGUGAUUCGAUUUUGGAGUUAGACGGCACAGAAGACGAACAGGCGGAUAUCGAUAAACAACUGCUGGACGAAGUUGUCCGUCCCGCGGUCGACGAUCCAAACAUCGCUGUGGCUCACUCGAAUGACUAUUACAAGUGGAAAUUUCCUGCGCAUCUUGAUCCCGAGUGGAUUGCUCUCGAAGUAUAUGAGGAGCAGGAUGACGAUGACCCAGAUGAAGACGACGACAACGACUCCUUGGAUUCAGCCGGACUAGAUCGACCAACGGAUACAUUGAAGCCAAGUACUCCUCGAGACAGAAGACCCCUUGAUUCGAGAGUGGUCGAUCAAAUCAAAGGGCUGUCGCUAGGUAGUCCGGAGAAAACGCGCUCUUUGCAAGCAGCCAUGUCAUCGCCGACUGAGACAGAAAACUUUGUCUCUCGGUCACCAUUUGGAGCAAUCACAACAUCAUUAUCCUUGAUGGAGAUGCUGAUACGGCUGGCUAGUCUCCAGGAAUUUCAGCAAACGUCUCAUCUGGCUAUUCCCGACCACAUCUUGACGUUUUUCCUAGAGGAGACAUCAACUACAGGGUUGGUUGGGGAGACACAAUGGCGAGCUCGAAGCGAGGCUAAACGGCGUAUGGGAUUUGAUCCUUAUACUGAUGAUCCAGCAAGGUAG